UGACACUUAUAGCUAAUGAUCUUUGAGUAUUUUUAUCUGCCGAGUCCAAAUAGAUAAGUCUUACGAGCUGGUCUAUAAAAACGGCAUUUAAGCAUUCUGUAUUGUAAGAUACACACAUUUUGCUAAAAAAGUCAAACUCGAAAGAAUUUUCUACCGAAUAUUCACAAAAAUGGUUAAUCCCGAAGACGUUAAAAAGUAUUACGACGAAGGAUUUCUAGUAAUACCAAAUUUCUUAACUUUGGAAGAAGUUGACUUAUUAAAGUCUGAAUGUAUGAAAGUAAUUCAGAAGAUGAAUCCUUCAGAUACAUCCGUGAUUCACGUUGGGAGUUAUGAGAGAGGGGAUGACUAUUACAUGGAGUCUUCGAGUAAAAUUCAUUUCUUCUUCGAAGCAGAUUCUAUUGACGAUAAAGGCGAAUUAAUUAUUCCAAAGGAAGAUGCUGUAGAAAAAAUGGCUCACGCAUUGCAUUUGUGCAAUGAUGUUUUCAAAAAAUUUACAUUUAGUCAAAAAGUAAAGGACCUUCUAAAAAAAUUGGGAUUUGUUGAUCCUGUUGUUACUCAGAGCAUGUAUAUAUUUAAGCAUCCUCGAAUCGGCGCUGAAGUUAUCCCUCAUCAAGAUGCUACCUUUCUACAUACCGUACCUGAUUCUAAUUUAGUUGGUUUAUGGUUUCCCAUCGAAGAUGCCACGUUACAAAAUGGCUGCCUUCAUUUUGUACCCGGCUCACACAAAGGAGAAGUAUACAAAAGAUACGUUAGAAAUUUUGAUGGGACAAAUUCAAUGAAAACCGUGUUAAAGCCUCCAGAUUAUAGCGAUGAAGAUUGGGUUCCUGCAAUAGCUCCCAAAGGAUCGUGUGUUUUGAUACACGGCAAGGUUUUCCAUAAAAGCGAAAAGAAUUUAUCUACUGAACCUCGUCCCGCUUAUACAUUUCACAUUGUAGAAAAUUACAAUACGGUUUACAGCAAAGAAAAUUGGGUGCAGCCACCUCCAAAUUCUUCUUUCCUGUCUGUAUAUGACACCGAAGUCGAAUAAAGAAAAAUAAUAACGAUUCAAAUGUAAAACAACAACCUUUGUUUUUUCUCACAAAACUUAUUGCAAGAAAUUUAUGAUUUUUGAAAUUUUUGCACUUUUAUGAAUUAUACAUAUUUAAAUAAAUGUUAAAAUAUAGUAUUUGAUGGAA
Centruroides sculpturatus (bark scorpion) is the source of this 1175-nucleotide messenger RNA. RefSeq names its product phytanoyl-CoA dioxygenase domain-containing protein 1-like. The coding region runs from base 170 to 1027 and encodes 285 amino acids. The record is from RefSeq and is a predicted model, not a curated record. NCBI's taxonomy places the organism in Eukaryota, Metazoa, Arthropoda, Arachnida, Scorpiones, Buthidae. The transcript has 11 exons.